AUGAACUUUGAUGCACAGCAUAGCGCAUUGCUUCCCAAUAUAGCACGCCAAGAGGAGGUGAAUAUCAUUGUGAAGAGACACCAGCAUUGUCGAGCACAGCUCACGGGAAUUCGUGCUUUCGAAGAAGGUAAUUUACCCCAGACGAGUACUUGA
Messenger RNA from Fomitiporia mediterranea MF3/22, 153 nucleotides. RefSeq lists its product as uncharacterized. The coding region runs from base 1 to 153 and encodes 50 amino acids. The record is from RefSeq and is a predicted model, not a curated record. NCBI's taxonomy places the organism in Eukaryota, Fungi, Basidiomycota, Agaricomycetes, Hymenochaetales, Hymenochaetaceae. The transcript has 2 exons.